AUGGCUACUGGGCUGGAGAUGGAUUUCUACAGCAGCACCUGCCAGCACGUGGAGGAGAUGGUGGAGAGGCGGCAUCAACGGUCGCUGGCCCGCUGCUCCGCCUCCACUUCCACAACUGCUUCGUUAGGGGCCGCGACGGCUUCGUGCUACUGGACUCGACGCACCAGCUGCACGGCGAAGGAUGCCACGCCCAACCUCACCCUCCGCGGCUUCGGCUCCGUGCAGAGGAUCAAGGACAAGCUCGAGAAGGCCUGCCUGGGCACCAUCUCCUGCGCCGACAUUCUGUGGCGUGCAACGCCGCCGUGGUGGGCAGGGGCCCCUCCUAUCCUGUCGUGCUCGGCCGCCGAUUUAUGUUUUCAUCGGUCUGGAAUAUGGUAA
Molecule: messenger RNA, 378 nt
Organism: Panicum virgatum (switchgrass)
Lineage: Eukaryota; Viridiplantae; Streptophyta; Magnoliopsida; Poales; Poaceae
Product: peroxidase 1-like
Exons: 1
Coding region: 1-378 (125 amino acids)
Biological process (GO): response to oxidative stress
Cellular component (GO): plant-type cell wall; plasmodesma
Molecular function (GO): heme binding; peroxidase activity
Source: RefSeq, a predicted model, not a curated record